Ogataea haglerorum is the source of this 2742-nucleotide messenger RNA. RefSeq lists its product as uncharacterized. NCBI's taxonomy places the organism in Eukaryota, Fungi, Ascomycota, Pichiomycetes, Pichiales, Pichiaceae. The record is from RefSeq and is a predicted model, not a curated record. Gene Ontology annotation, biological process: cellular response to phosphate starvation; phosphate ion transport. Gene Ontology annotation, cellular component: cytoplasm; plasma membrane; Golgi apparatus. The coding region runs from base 1 to 2742 and encodes 913 amino acids. Gene Ontology annotation, molecular function: inositol hexakisphosphate binding. The transcript has a single exon.
AUGAAGUUUGGGCAAGAUCUUGCUGAACACCGGGUGCCUGAGUGGCAAUCUCAGUAUCUCGACUACAAGAAGGGGAAGAAAAAGCUCAAGAAGCUCAGCAAGAAACCAAGCAUACUGAAAAGCUCUUUGACGCAGGGCAAGAGCAAUGUAUCUGAACACCGAGAUCAAGGCACAUGGGCAGGGUCUCCCUCCUCGGAUGCCCAUAAGCCUGUUCAUAAUAGUUCUUCCCACACCGAGGAUUCUGGAGUUGAACGUUUGCAGCUUUUCAAAUUGCCCUCUCCCGCUUUACUUCCCUCAGACGGCAAAUCAUCUCCAGAGACGCUUCCUCGUAAAGUCAGUGAUACCACUCCUCUGCUAUCCAGUGAUGACCCUAAACUGAGCACGGGUAGUAUUAAGGAAUCUCCGAAGCUUGCAGGACAGAUUUCGAGACAUCAAUCGACGGUGUCGCGUUUUAUUGUGAAUCUCAAAAAAGCUCACUCUCUCACUUCAAGUCCUGCUACCGGCACCGAAAUGGAGGGAUUGGCACGAUCAGCUCGCGAGGAUUUCAUUGGAUGGGUCAAUUCGGAGUUUGAUAAAGUCGAACGGUUCUAUAGAGAACGGGAGGAUGCAUGUUUGGACAGAUUCCUUGUUUUGCAGGAUCAGGUCGUUCAACUCAACGAGCAGAAACAAAGAUCGUCCCGUAAGCUAUCCAAGCUCCGUGACUUGCGUAAGAAACGCAAGGGCCUAGAUAACAAUAUGGUGUCCACAGUGUCCUCAAUUCCGCUCGAGGGCCGCCAUUCGUCAGAUACGAGCACGACGCACUCUUACGAGGAGUCAUCUGAUGAAGAAGGUGCCAUAGCUCGUGCCAUACAUAGCAACUUCUGGUUCGCUGCUUAUUUGACCAAACGCAAAUUCAGAAUAAUUAACAAAUUCGACACUCCUUCCCUUCCAAAGUUCGAAUGGCUCAGAGAAAAUGGGUCUGCUGAAAAGCAGUAUUACAAUGAGGAUAGAGAACAGGCUCACGAUAAAAGACGCGAUUAUAGACGGCGCAAAGCGGCGCAACCGGCAAUACCAUACUAUUCCGCAAGAAAGACACUCAAAAAGGCUGUUUAUGAACUUUACCGUUCUAUGGAGCUCCUAAAAUCGUACAAAGUGUUGAACCGUACCGCUUUCCGCAAACUCAUCAAAAAAUACGAUAAAGCGACAGACGAUAAUAUUCUUCCUAUAUACAUGCGCAAAGUCGACAGCUCUUAUUUCGUCACGUCCGACCUUUUAGACAAUCUGAUGACAAAGAUAGAAACGAUAUUCACGGAUGUCUUUGAGAAUGGGAACCGCAAAGUGGCACUGACGAAACUGCGGUCCAAUGAGGCCGAGAAACAACAUUACUUCUCCACAUUCUCGGGAUCUUUUAUGCUCGGGUUUGCCAUACCUGUAUUCGCCUACACUAUUUAUUUGGCAUUGCAUAAGAUGAAAACAGGUGAACUACCGGAAGGAAGGUACUUGUUGCAGAUCUGGGGUGGCUUCUUCUUUUGCUGCCUGAUGGGCCUGCUGUUUUCCAUUAAUUGCUACGUUUGGAGCAUAUACAAAGUGAAUUACAAGUUCAUUUUCGAAUUCAAUCCCAGGGAUGCUUUGGACUAUCGUCAAUUCUUUGCCAUGUCGUCGGUCUUCUUCUUUCUUGGAUCCGUUCUAGCCUGGUUCAGCUUUGAGAAUUUCUGGAGCGAUACAUUUGAUGGCAGAAAUUGGCCAUGGAUAUAUCUUGGAGCCAGUGCACUAAUUCUUGUGUGCCCAUUCGACGUCCUGUUUUUGAAUUCUCGCACUUGGCUACUUUCCUCGAUUUUCAGACUUAUCCUUUCAGGACUCUACCCGGUGGAAUUCAGAGACUUCUUUCUGGGAGACGUUUUGUGCUCCUUAACGUAUUCAAUUUCUAACUUGUCGAUGUUUUUCUGCUUGUAUGCUACCCAUUGGCGCGGGUGCCUGGACGGUUCUGGCACGACAAAGUGCGGAUCUUCAAGAUCCCGACUCUUUGGAUUUCUAUCGACUUUGCCAAGCAUUUGGAGAUUUUUACAGUGUCUCAGAAGAUUCGCAGAUACAGGCGAGUGGUUCCCACAUUUGGCCAACAUGGCAAAAUAUACCGGCUCAAUUCUCUACUACAUGUCCCUGAGUCUGUAUCGUAUCGAGACCGUGACCAAGUACAGAGCAUUAUUGAUCACGUUCGCGACAGUUAAUUCUAUUUAUUCUUCCAUGUGGGAUAUAUUCAUGGACUGGUCCCUUUUACAGUUUGACUCACAUAAUUAUCUACUCAGAGAUCAUCUGAUCUUUGAGAACAAAUGGUAUUACUAUACGGCCAUGGUGGCUGAUGUUAUUCUGCGGUUUCAGUGGAUAUUCUAUGCUUUCUUUGAGAGACAGAUUCAGCAGUCGGCAGUGACUAGUUUUUUCAUUGCCCUUGCGGAAAUCAUUAGACGGUUUAUCUGGAUAUUCUUCAGAAUGGAAAAUGAACACGCCACAAACGUCCAUCUUGCUAGGGCAUCGAGGGAAUUGCCGCUGCCGUAUCCUAUUACUGUUCGAAAGACCACAGCCCCUUGCGAGUCAAGUGCAGCAGAAGCGGAACGUGAAGACGAAGUGGCCGCUGAAUCUCUUCGCGAAAACAGUGUUAUAGGCCAAAUCUCCAAAAUGCUCAAUAGCGCACACAUCAAAGAUUUCCAGAGAAGAAAGACGCCCAAAGAAUGGAGAGAGGAGGACGAAAGCGAUGAUGAUGAUGACUGA